AUGACUAUUUCCGGAUCCUGCAUGUGUGGCGACAUCGCCUACAGCGUUGAGGUGGAAAGCUACCUAUCUGCGCUAUGCCACUGCACUGAUUGCCAGAAGUGGACCGGCGGCGCCUUCACCUCCAACGCAGUCGUCCCUCGAUCCAGCUUUAGAGUGACCAAGGGAACCCCCAAAACAUAUGACGUCACCGGCGCCAGCGGCAAGAUCAACAAGCACUUCUUCUGCGCGAACUGCGGCUCGAGUCUGUAUACCGAGCUUGAGGUCAUGCCUGACAACACGGUUGUGAAGGCUGGAACGCUGGAUGGUGGCGAGGCGAACUUGAAGGGGAAGAUUGAUGUUGAGUUUUAUGUUAAGGAUCGGCCUCAGUAUUUGGCUGCCGUGGAGGGUGCGAAGCAGGAGCCGCAGUUUGGUUGA
Messenger RNA from Aspergillus melleus, 414 nucleotides. Its product is annotated as GFA family protein. The coding region runs from base 1 to 414 and encodes 137 amino acids. Lineage: Eukaryota; Fungi; Ascomycota; Eurotiomycetes; Eurotiales; Aspergillaceae. The record is from RefSeq and is a predicted model, not a curated record. Gene Ontology annotation, molecular function: carbon-sulfur lyase activity. The transcript has 4 exons.